AUGAAACGUCAGAUAAAUUCAACAACAGUUAAACGUGUAGCAAAAAGAGCUGCAUCUGAUGAACUUGGAGCUGAAGCAAAAAAGGUUAUGGUUGACCAUCACGCACACGAAAAACAAGCUUCAAGUAUUGUUCCAAAAUCUUUUGAUCAACCAAAAUUUGUUUGUGCAACGAUGAUGGCUAGUAGUGCUCGUAUAAACGUUCAAAUAAUACCUGAAAUAUCAGAUGAGGAAUUACUUGCGCAUACAAUCGAAUUCGAGAAGAAAAAUCCUCAAUAA
Rotaria sordida is the source of this 276-nucleotide messenger RNA. The record is from the annotation of a GenBank genome assembly. Lineage: Eukaryota; Metazoa; Rotifera; Eurotatoria; Philodinida; Philodinidae.